Numida meleagris (helmeted guineafowl) is the source of this 705-nucleotide messenger RNA. It is a transcript of the gene NRN1L, whose product is annotated as neuritin 1 like. Lineage: Eukaryota; Metazoa; Chordata; Aves; Galliformes; Numididae. The coding region runs from base 55 to 573 and encodes 172 amino acids. The record is from RefSeq and is a predicted model, not a curated record. Gene Ontology annotation, cellular component: plasma membrane. Gene Ontology annotation, biological process: neuron projection extension; nervous system development. The transcript is spliced from 3 exons.
GGGGCGCGGGGCGCUGCGCACACGGAGCCGUGGCGGUGCGGGGCGCUCCGCACCAUGGGCUGCGGCUGCGGGCGGCUGCUGGGCUUCGCGUGCCCGCUGCUGCUGCUGCUGCUGCUCCUGCACCUCGCUGUUGCUCAGGAGCCCAUCAGCACGGCGGGGAAGUGUAACACCAUCUACAAGGGCUUUGCCGGCUGCCUCAUCAGCCUGGGGGACAGCAUGGCCCAGAGCGUGCGGCAGCAGCGGGACGAGGAGGAGGAGGAGGGCGGCCAGGAGGCGCAGGAGCUGGACACCAUCUGCAGGUCCUGGGACGAGUUCCACGCCUGCGCCAGCGGGGUCCUGUCCCGCUGCCCCGAAGAGGCGGCCGCCAUCUGGGAAUCUCUCCGCCAGGAAUCCCGCAAGAUCCAGUUCCAGGGAAACCUGCAGGAGCUGUGCAGCGCCCGGGGCCGCCUGGCCAGCGCUCAGGGCUCGCCGCCCGCCGAGACCAACCAGGCCACGCUGCGGGGCUCGGCCCCCCCCGGUCACCCCGGCAUCCUGCCCCUGUUGGCCCUGGUGCUGCUGGGGACCUGGGCGUAGUGCUGCCCGCAGCCAAGGACCCGCCGUGCCCUGCGGGAGGGGGCAGCCCGGGGUCCCUGCCGACCUCAGCGUGGGCACAGAUUGAGCCCCGGCCCGGAACCCGCAGCCCUCACCCUCUCCUGGAGCCCUUCA